AUGUUAUAAAGAGAUAACAAAAAUAGACAUAUAUCAAGUUGGGAUAUCUAGUUAGAUUAUACGAAUGCCGGAUAUGCCAGUCGAUUUACUAUUCCAUUUAAAUUAAGUAAUCCAUUACCUGAUUUUGGAUACCUGAGGAUCAAAUUUCCAUUUGCAUUACAUUACACAAAUACUAAUAAUGUACCUGAUAAUGUUGUAGUCACAUUCAAACAAGUAAAUUAUAAAAAGGGAUGUAUUAGGCUAAAGGAAAUUAUUAAUGUGGAGAAGAGAAUGAGUAGAGUGCAUAAGUAUUUGUUAACACUGAUGAGAAUAAUGCUUAUUAUGUAAAAUUUGGAGUGGAAUUGACAUCAAAUGAAUACUAUUAUGUGAUAAUUCAGAUUAGUGGCAAGAAUCUGAAUAUACAAUCAUCUGGAGUGAAAGAACCAAUUCAAUUGGCUACAGUUACAUCAAUAUCUGCAAUUGCUAUGAUCAUAGAUUACACUCCUGUUGGAGGAAUCUUUGCCUUAGAUCUAGAACCUAGUUCUGAUAUGAGAAGUCAAGUAAGUGAAACACUGAAUUUAAUGAAUUAAAUCUAUAAUGUGACUAUUGGUGUACAAUUUAAGAAAUAAAUGAAUGAAGGAGCUAGAGUUCAAUUGAUCUUUAAAUCUGAUUUUAAUUUUGAAGGUACUUGUAGUUUAUAAAAUGAAAUUCCUUAUGAAUGUACUUUAACUUCUCAAAUGGUUGUUUAUUUAAUCAAAUAAUACAUUUUAGUGAAUGAUUGGUUCUAUUUUCAAGUGAGUGUAAGAAAUCCUUUAAGAGUCACACUACCUACAUCUUUGGAAAUAAGAUCAUUAUAAUAAUAUGCAAAUACAAUCAAUGAAAGAACAGUAUCAGAUGCUGUAUUUUAAGUGAAAUAAGUAUUGUUAUCAACACAUAAAUUGUAUUUGGGUUGGGGUUUAGAAUAUUCAUCUAGAUCAGCCUCUUAUUAUCCUUUCCCAAUUAUAGUUUUUAGGGGAGAUGCUAAUGGCAAAUACACUCCUUAUAAUGCAUUUAAAUGGUAAUUUGCUAUGGCAUCUGAUUUACCUGAAGAUAUUGAAUUGUAAAUUGAAGUAUCUACACCUAUGAAAUUCAAAAGCUAUUUAAUGAGUAUUAAUCAUAAUCUACCAUCCUAUCCAGGUAAACAAAGUAAAUGUAUCUUCAGUAAUUCCAAUAAGUUAUCUCAAUCAAAAAUAGUUUGUUAUAAUAUUGGUUAAUUGUAUUUGUCAACUAUUUAUUAUAUUGGAUGUAGAGCAACAUUUCCAUAUGAUCAAUUCAAUCUUCCAUUAGAAUAAAAGUUUGGAUCAAUGAAUAUUUAUACAGUUAGCAAUGGAAUUAUAGAUACUUUAUCAGUUAUUGUUGAGUACAAUUCAUUAUCUAUUCUAGAUCAAAUCCUGUCGAAUAUAUUCAAACCAAUAAUAAUCCUGAUUGGUUAAAUCCUUCUUAUGAUGGUACUGUUGUUUCUAGUUAAAAGAUGGAUAUAUCCAUUUUAAAUGAUCCUCUCACCAACACACUUGGAAUCAUACCUAAUUUAGAUGAUGGUGAUAUAGAAUUGAUAAGAUUAAAAUUCAAUCUAGCAAUUAAAAUAGAUAAAAUUAUCACUCCAGCAACUACUCCUGUUCUUGGAACAUAAAAGAUAUCUUAUAGUGCAGGUAUUGUAAUUAUUGCCAAUGAUAAAAUUUUAAUGUCAUCAACAGAUCCAGCCACUCUUGAAUGUGCAACACUAUCUGGAUCUGAAUUCUUCAAAUAUGAUUACAAAUCUUCUAAUUUAGCUAAUUUCUUAGCAAUUACUGUUGCCAGUACAGAUGCUUAAGGUCUCCUUAAUAUGUUUGUUUAUAACACUAAUGAAUUACAAACCAAAUUUCUAUAAUUUGCAAUAAGUAAUCUAUAAGUUAAAUUCCAUUCCUCAUUAUAUCCAGAUGAAUAUCUAUUAGACUUUUAUAUUGGAUCAUUUGAUUAAAUUGAAAGUACUUAUCCAAUAUUCAAAUAAUCUUUCCUAACAAAUGCUUACACAAUUACAUCUCCUUCUCCAGCAUUCAUAAGAUUAGGCAUAGUCAACUAUUUUUCAAGUUCUUCCUCAGGAAACACUUGUGAUUACUUCCCCACAUUGAUUAGGUUAUCAGGAUACUUUCAAGAUACUGACUUAGAAAAUGCUCAAACUAAGAUUUCUUUAUUUUUUACUAAUCUUCAACCAAUUUACAUUUCAUCUGACUUUGAAAAUGAUAAUAGAGUAUAUUGUAAAUAUACUGGAUAAACUUAACCUACUUGUUAAUAUUAUUCAUCAGGGUUAUUAGCAAAUGGUUAAUCGUAUAUCAAUUAUGAAAGAUUAGAUGUAGAGUUUGAAUCUUUACCAACCAACUAAGCUGAUGCUUUCUAAUUAUUAAUACCUGUGAAGACAUUUGCAUCUAAUACUAAAGUGAGUUUCUUUCUUACAGCUGUUGUUGAAAUCAAUAAUUUAAUUCAAAUAAGAACAUCAUUCAGAUUAACUGGAAAAGAUAACAUCAACAGUGGAUAAUAUGCAUUUCCAUUAUCAGUAGCAGGAUUAGGUAAUGGAUUUGCAAGAGCUGGUGUCACUUCUGCAUUAGAAUCAGAUGGUGUUACUCCUAUACCAUAUUAAUUAUAAGUUAAUUCAGCCAUCACAGUAGGCAAGAAUAAUACAGAUUUGACAUUCUUUAUUGGUCACAAUGAUGUCAGUUUCAUCAAUAUAAAUACUGUUUCAAAUGAUAAUUAAAAUGGUGGUGGAUUCACUCUUGUCUCCACUUAACCUUUCUAUACUAUUGAUUCUACCCUUAAAGCCCCAAUAUCUGUAGAUUCAUCAAAAGUUUCAGGAUGUAUGACUUUUGAGUAUCUGACUAAGUUUGUCAUAUUUUGUCCUACAGAUAAAGCCAGUGAUUCACCAUUAACAACAUUGACAAUUAAAGCAGGUAAUCUACCUUUUAUUAAUGGUGAUAAAUUACCUUACAGAACUGUCUAUGCUUGGAGUGACAAGGUUAAUGGCUUAGGAGUCUUUAAAGUAGAUGUAGAUACUUUAAUCACACUCAAGGGAGUAGUCAAAAUAUUAUAGGUCUCUCCAAAACUUGAGAUUGGAUAGAAAUAAUAAAGAAUCUAAAUUAAAUUUUAUACUACUAACCCAAUUCCUAAUUAAGCUACUAUUAGAUUAGAAUUUUAUGAAUUAAUUCCAACUAUUAAUUUUGAUGCCAUUAACAAAGGAUCUAGAUGUUCAAUUGAAACAGCAUUAUAUGGAUUGUUAAGUCAUACUUGCACUGUAUCUAGAUCUACCUCAGGAUCUAAUGUAUAUUUUUUAUUCAAGAUAACUAAUUGUGAUAGUUGUCCAUGGACUAAUGGGUAAUUUACACUAAAUAUAUGGGGAUUGAAUAGUUUACACAGUGGUGCUGUUUAGAAAUCUUAAUUUCAUAUGAGAAUAAUGUCAGAAUAUUUGAAUACCAUUGAUGUAUCGAAAGUUCAAGGAGCUAUUGAAUAUGAUGAUAAUCCAAAUGUAGCUUAUGUUGCAUUCUUUGGUAAUCCCAGAUUCCAAUUUUACAAUAGAAGGGCAAAAGGAUAAAUCAGUUUAGAUUUUCAAUUCACUCGUAGUAUUUGGAAAUAGGAAUAUGUAUUGAUAAAUAUUGGUGGAUUUUUUGAUGACAAUCAAAGAAAUCAAAAAAAUAUUAUUUGUUAAGUCUAAUAAUAAGGAUAGCCAUCAUAUGUUUUUGGAUAAGCAGAUUACACACUUGAUAGAGGAAGUUCAGUAAGUGGAAUUAAAUUGUAUCCCAUUGAUGAUAUCAUUGGAUCUUAGAUUUUCACUUUAAAGUGUUAUGGCAUGGUCAUACCAUUUAGUUUGAAUCCAGAGCCCAUGGAUGCCAGUCUUAUUUUAUAAGGAACAUUUUUAAUCAUAUAAUCAUCAGGCACUAUAUCAUUAGACUCAUUAUAUGCUGAAACUAUUUUGCCAAUAAAAAACAUUUAAUUAACUUAGAAACUCAAUAAUUUAUGUGGUUCAACAACUGAUUUCUUUAUUAAUGUUACGACUACUUUGAUAGAUGUAAAAUUAGGUACUUCCAUAUUUGUAGUCUUUCCCACUACUUAUCCUUUCAUUGUCUCAAGUAAUCUUACUUAUUGUUCUUUAAAUAAUCUAUUUGUUGCAUGUUCGGUUGAUGUAGAAAAUACAGUGAUAUUAGAAAAUUUUGAUAUAUCAAUACCAAGAGGUUAAGAAAUGCAAAUCAGAAUUUAUGGUGCUCAGAAUUCAGCAAUUUAUAAUGAUUAAGCAAAUGAAAUCUUUGUGGCCUUUACUAAUAAUAUAGAUAUUACUGUAUUAGGUGAAUAUGGUGUGGUUUAUGAUUUAAUUGGAUAGGAUAUGGUUACUACUCCUCCAAAUAAUAUUUUAACAUUAUGGAUUGAUACAACUCAAUAAUAUAUCAGAGCGUUCAGUACUAUAACUUUGAAAGUAUCUUUUCCUGCAGGUGCUAUUGAUAUGUCUAAUAUAAUAUAAAUAGAAUUUCCACCUGCAUGGGAUAUGAUAAUAAAUUAUAAACUACCCAUUUGUUCCCUCUAUGAUCAAAAUAAUUAGACCAAUUAUGCAAAGUCUUGUAUAAAUUUUGGAAAUAGAGUCACUAUUACAAUUAAACAAAGUGAUUACAUAGGCUCAUAGUUUUAUUAUCUGAUCUUAGCCAAUGUUCGUAAUCCCGAUUAUGCUGUUUGUGGUAUUAAUAUGUGGACAAUUACUGUUCUGAAUUCAACAUAUGUAUUUGGUAGAUCACAUGCUCCCAAUUUUAAUAUUCCCAUAUUUCCAUUUAUUUCAAAUCCAAAUCAAGUGACUCUUAAAUGGAUAGAUAUGAAUACUAGACAAAGUAUUCGGACAUUAUAAGUAAAGACAGGAAUUUUUGAUCAAGUGAUAGGAUUAGCAUCAGAUGCAGGUUUAUUUUUACGUACUUUCCAAAUCUAUUGUGAUAAUCCAUAUUUUAUAGCUAAUCCAACUUCUACUGUUGCUCCUAUGGGAUAGGCUUAUACAACCUUCACAAUAGCAGGUACAAGUAAAGCACCAUAAGGAUUAUAAUUAAUUGAAAUUGCGAAAACAGAUGAUUUUGAAAAGCAUACUCAAUUACCUUUUCUUAGAGUAUUCCUGUCAUAAAAAUCUUGUAUUUUGAAUACAGAAAUGACACUUUAUUAAUUGACUCUAGGAGGUUAAGCACUUCCGAUUUUAUUUAAUCUUACAGAUUGUUAACCUGCAUCAAAUCUUCGUAUUGAAGCAACAUCAGAUACAGAUAAAAUAUAUUUUAAAAGUAAAUCAUCAAUAACUUUUGGUCUUAAUUAAAAAGUGGGAGCCUUUCUUUUUGCAUCUGAAGACAGUGGAAUAAGUGUAGGUGAUUCAGGAUUGAUUACUUUUUAAGUUUAAGGAUCAUAUUAAAAAUAUUACACAACUGUAGAUCCUAUAAGUUAUAGAAUAAUUGAUAUAAAUAAAAAAAGACCAACAUCAAGUCUGUUUAGUGUAGAUCGAGGAUCAAAUUAUGUAAAAUUUAUAGUAUCUUGUAAUUAAUAUGCAGUUGUUUAUUAUUAUAUAUCAAUAAAUGGAUCAGAAAUAUUAUAUCCUGAAGAAAUAUAAUAAAGAACAUUUCUAUGGACAGAACCAUCUAUAAAUGAUUAUUAUCAUUAAUUCUUUGGAUUAAAGAAUGUGUUUGUACCUUUGAAAAAUUAUACAGUUGUAGUAAGUGGACUUAGACCAUCUACUACUUAUAAUAUUACAAGUGUAUGUAAAAAUGUUGAAACAAAAUUCAGUAUGGCUACAACUAUUUUACAAACAACAAAAUCUAAUAAUGGAAAGUCUUUUUAUAUUGAUUUUAUUUUUGAUAGUGAAAUAGAUUUAGAAUUUUCUACUAGUAUUACAUGUUUCUUAACUCAGUAAUUUAAAGUUCCAGCUAGACUUAUUCGUAAUUCUAUUAAUACUUGGUGUUCAUUAUAGAGAAGACGUAUAUUAAGUACAACAAAUAAUAUUGUUUAUAAUGAGAAAAAUGUUAGAAUGUAUGUUAGUUUAAUAGAUUUUGAAUUAUAAGAUACUGUCACAGCAUCUUUGCUUACAAAAGGAAUAAAUAAAACUUAAUUUAUAUCUGAUUUAUAUGAUUAAGUUGCUGGAUUACCUAAUUUAGUUAAAUUAUCUGAUUUAACUGCCAUCUCUACCACUGUCCCAAUAUUUUAAUAUGAAGUUACUUUAAAUAUUAGUACAAAUUCAAUUGCAUUAUUAAAUAUCUCUUUAGAUUAAGAAGGUUUUGUCUAUUGUAUGAUUGAUUUCAAUAACAGAACAAAGAUGCCUACUUUUUAUGAUUUAAGAGAAGGCAAUGCUCUAAGAAAACCAGAAAAUAAUACAUAUUAUGAAAGAUAAAGAUUUAAUAAAUCAAGUUCACUCAAUUUCACUUUUGAUGGUUUAAAACAUUAUACUAAUUAUUCAAUUUAUUAUUAUGCAUCCAAUGAUGAUCCAAGUGAACAUUAAAUAAGAACUUAUGUCUAUGAGAUUAAUUUUAGAACUGCUCCUAAAUAUGAAAUGUGGGGUAUGAUCAUCAUAUUCAGUAUUUUGAGUAUGAAUAUUAUUCUUAUAUGA
This is a messenger RNA of Paramecium pentaurelia, 6598 nucleotides long. The record is from the annotation of a GenBank genome assembly. Lineage: Eukaryota; Ciliophora; Oligohymenophorea; Peniculida; Parameciidae.